Molecule: messenger RNA, 237 nt
Organism: Aspergillus ruber CBS 135680
Lineage: Eukaryota; Fungi; Ascomycota; Eurotiomycetes; Eurotiales; Aspergillaceae
Product: DUF2462 domain-containing protein
Exons: 3
Source: RefSeq, a predicted model, not a curated record
AUGGCCCAAGGAUUACUUAAAAAGGCAAAGCCUAACACGGGGGCUAAGUCGAAGCGCCCCGCCGCCCUCGGUCCUAAGCCCGGCCCGCGCCAAAUCGCACCCAAGAAGAAUACCCUCGUUAAGCAGCAGAAGAUGACCAGGAAACUCACGGCCGGCUAUACGGCGAAGACGGAGCGUAAUCUUGCGUCUAAGGCGGGGCAUUUGGAGAUGUUGGCUGGUGGAAAGAAGGAUAAGAAG